Messenger RNA from Thermothielavioides terrestris NRRL 8126, 1061 nucleotides. RefSeq lists its product as uncharacterized. The record is from RefSeq and is a predicted model, not a curated record. Lineage: Eukaryota; Fungi; Ascomycota; Sordariomycetes; Sordariales; Chaetomiaceae. The transcript is spliced from 2 exons. Bases 167 to 946 code for a protein of 259 amino acids.
UCCAUACCUAAUCCACAGCUGCCUGAUAUAUCACCCACAUUGUCCCCUGAGGAAAAGACAUUGAUCAAGCGACGGGAGUCCGGAUUUGUAUCUCGCGUCAGAAUCAUAAUACACUACCUAAAGCACGACAGCAUUCUGACUGGCUUACUGCGAGCACGACGACAAGAUGCAUCUCAUUGUAACCGGCGCCACCGGUCUGGUGGGCUCUGCCGUACUUGAUGCGAUGAUCAGAAACAAGGGCGUUACGAAGAUCUCGGUCCUCACUAGACGGCCGGUCAAGUUCCAGGACGACCGCAUCAACGUCAUCAUCCACAAGGACUUCGCCUCGUACGACCGCGACCUCCUCAAGAAGCUGGACGGCGCACAAGCUUGCGUAUGGGCCCUGGGAAUCAGCCAAACACAAGUUAGCAAAGAAGAGUACGUCAAGAUAACGAAGACGUUCCCGCUGGCGGCGGCAGAAGCAUUCCGAUCGCUCCCAGCCAAGACCGGGGAGAAGACGGAACCCUUCCACUUUGUCUACGUCUCCGGCGAGGGUGCCACCUUCACGCCCGGCCGCCUCACCCCGUUCUUCGGGCGCAUCAAAGGCGAAGCCGAGCUUGCCCUGGCCAAGAUGCAGGAAUCAGACCCUUCCUCCCUCCGCGCCACCACCGUCCGCCCGGGCGGUGUCGACUGGACCGGACAUGACGAGCUCAAGCCCUACCUACCCGAGAUGGGAGCCGCCAAAAACCUUUUGGCUGCUAUCUUGCUUCCAGUUAUGCGGUAUUCGGCGACAAGCAGGUUGAGUCCGACCGAGCCUCUCGGUCGGUUUCUGACGGGUAUGGCAAUGGGAAUGUGGGAUGGCGCUCUGCAGGGAGAAGGGGUGCAGAGAUUGCUGGGAGGCUCUGCUGUUGUGGAGAAUAAGGGAUUUAGAAGGUUGAUGGGGCUGGAUGCUGUGAAGGGCAAGUGAGUGAUCAUUCUGGAAACGGGCGAUGUAAGAUAGUACUGGAGUGCAGGGACACUGCCACUCUAGCUAGUGUGAACAUGUAAUACCUCCCUCUCUGGUUUAUUUGGUUGCUCUGCAG